This is a messenger RNA of Rhododendron vialii, 1281 nucleotides long. Its product is annotated as F-box/kelch-repeat protein At3g23880-like. The record is from RefSeq and is a predicted model, not a curated record. Lineage: Eukaryota; Viridiplantae; Streptophyta; Magnoliopsida; Ericales; Ericaceae. The transcript has a single exon. Gene Ontology annotation, molecular function: protein binding. Bases 1 to 1281 code for a protein of 426 amino acids.
AUGUCUGAGUUCGAGAGCUUGCCUAGGGAAACCAUGACCGAUAUCCUCAUAAGGCUCCCUGUUGAAUCGUUGAGGCUCUGUAUGUGCGUCUGCAAAUCAUGGCGCUCCCUGAUUGCAGACCCUUGCUUCAUCAACAACCAACUUCUUAUCAACCGGCAAGGUUGUUCUACCGGUAUCAACAAUCGUUGUUUUCUCCUCACUUUCCGCAAUGUUUGUGGUGACAAACUUUGUUAUUCCUUACGUUGUUGCGAAACAUUUACCGAGCAGAAGCAACUUGAAGUUCCCGAUGUCAUCGGGUCAUGGCAUCACACGGUCAUUGAUUCUUGUAAUGGCCUAAUCUGCCUCUUUAUGAUAAACGAAUUGAGGUCGGCAUAUUAUCAAGCACUUGUCUUAUGGAAUCCUUCAAUCAAUAAAGUCAAGGUCCUCCCGAGGCCUCAAUUCCCGGCUGGUUUCUCUCACGAACAAGCUCACGGGUUCUCGUUCAUCCCUCGAGCCAACGAUUACAAGGUCGUGCGACUUAUCCACAACCAAGUCAAAGAUUCCCCAAAAGUUGAGAUUUACACUCUGAGCACAAACUGUUGGAGGACGUGGACUGGUGAUGGCGUUGGAUAUACCUUGACAGAUGGUAUCCGCCCUACGUUCAUUAACGGAGCUGUCCAUUGGAUAGCACUCGUUAGUUGGAGAAAUCCGAUUUGUUCGGUACUUGCAUUCCACAUGGAGGAUGAGGUUUUCAGAGUGAUACCGUGCCCUAGAUAUGGCCCUUUUCGUCCCAUCAUCUUCCCGAAUGGAGAGCUUUUCGUUGCAAGUGAAAAACUUGCUUAUUUUGUCAAGCGCACAUCAGAGGGUGGUGUAUCAUGGGACUUGUGGGUGUUGGAGGACUACGGUGUUGCAGAGUUUUGGACUAAGUUGCAUAGCAUAAGAUCACAUACUAUUGAGAGUGUCCUACACCCUCUGCAGCCUCCAAAGGAGGGUGAAGUUCUUUUUAGUGGGUUUACAAAAAAGGAACUGUACUCGUUUGACCUGGGAAAGCAAGAAGUUAAGCAGAUUGAAGUGGAUUAUGGAAUGCAGUUUGAAGUGAUAAAUUACACAGAGAGCCUUCUUUUGCUUAAUGAACCAAUGCCUGAUUCUGCUAGUGAUGCAAUGGAUUUCUUCAAGUGUAAGGGAAGUACUAAUGGGUUGAUUUUGUUGUUGGGUUUAAUUUUGCCCUCUGUUUUAUUCGGGUGUUUCUUGUUUGCACAUUCAACCUUUGAUUGGAUUUCUCUGUUCUUUUCCCUGAUUUGA